Molecule: messenger RNA, 1359 nt
Organism: Penicillium macrosclerotiorum
Lineage: Eukaryota; Fungi; Ascomycota; Eurotiomycetes; Eurotiales; Aspergillaceae
Product: FAD-binding oxidoreductase
Exons: 2
Coding region: 1-1359 (452 amino acids)
Molecular function (GO): oxidoreductase activity; FAD binding
Source: RefSeq, a predicted model, not a curated record
AUGGAUCAACUCACGAAAUUCUUAGCUGACAAUCCCCAUAUCCGCCAUGCGACACGGGAGUCGCCCGACUUCGCUGAACUACGCUCCGCAUUCAUUAUUGAUGAAAAAACAUCGCCAGCGAUAAUCAUUCAGCCUCCCUCCGCCGAGGAUGUUGCCGCCCUUGUCUCUGUCGUGACACGCAAUGGCUUGCCCUUCACCGUACGAGUGGGCGGCCACGACAUGUUUGGUCGAUCUCAGAUUCAAGACGGCGUGACAAUUGACCUCCGUGCGCUCUCCUGGAUUGAAGUCGAUACUAAAACACAGACUGCUCGUCUCGGGGGUGGCGUUAUCACCAUGGACAUGCUCAGAGAACUACAACAAUAUCACAUGACCACGCCUCACGCGGUCACCCCAACAGUUGGCUAUGUUGGGUGGGCAACCUACGGAGGGUAUGGUUUACUCAGUGCCACAUAUGGGCUUGGAGUAGAUCAAAUCUUAAGUGCCAAAGUCGUGGAUGCGGAGGGGAUUCUUCGUGAGGCAGAUGAGACGAUGAUGUUAGGCAUCCGAGGAGCAGGAGGAUUUGUCGGCGUGAUUGUGGAAGUAACUAUCAAGAUAUAUCCUUCAAAUCAGAUUUUGGCAGGGGCCAUUUUUUAUCAAUCGGAUGACCUACCGGAGACUAUCCGCCGGUACAAUACCAAUUAUCUCCAACUGAAAGAUACCGAGAGUAUCCCACAAUAUCUGAAUUUAUAUCAGUGUAUCUCAAAUGGACCGACUGGGCAGGCUCUCGUGAUAUUGAUGAUCUGGGCUUCAUCUGAUAUGGACGAAGGACAAAAAUGGCUCUCGAAGGUUUCAUCAUGGGCCCCUGUCGCAAUGAAUACCGUCGCGCCGACAACAGUGGCGGCAUUCAACGAAGUCACAGCUGGCCUUGUCCCCCAAACCACCUAUGGGUCGAUGUACACCGCAGAUAUCCAUGAGUUGACUCCGGAAGUACUUGAUGUUAUCGGUACUCAUGCACCGCUACAGCCCAACCGUGAAGUCUUAUUUGGAGCUCAUGAACUCCGUGCUGAUACUCCAAGUUCUGGAACUGCCAAUACUAACACUACCUUUGACACUCGGAUUCCACAUUUCCUUAUUGAAAUUAUUCCCAUGAGUUCGUCUCAAAACACAGCAGGCGCUGCAAUUGAAUGGGGGCAAAGGUUCUAUCAUGCUCUGAUGAGCACGGACUCGGCAAAUAUUCUGGCUUCAACUUACAUAUCCCUGACACCUUCUGAGAGAGUCGACAAAAACGCAAUCUAUGGAAGUCGAUAUGAGACUUUAAAAAUGAUCAAGGGGCGAUAUGAUCCACAGAAUGUCUUUAAACAUUCGCUAGUCCAGUUUUGA